AUGGCCGAACUGGAAAAUGAAUGCGACAUUUUUACCUGUCCCAUAUGUUUAGAAACACUAAAAUCUCCUAGAAGUCUACCAUGUUUACACAGUUUUUGUGAAAUAUGUAUCGGUGAGUUUAUUUCAUCAACAGAACGUCAAUCAGGACAUAAACUUUCGAGUUACCCUUGUCCCGUUUGCAGAUCAGUUGUUACGCCCACCGAUCCGGGUAACGAUACUUCGCAGUGGUUAUUGUCUCUUCCGCAAAGUAAACAAAUGUGUCAAUCAGAAAGAACUGAACAGGAAUGCCACAUGUGCAAAAAGCAAAACAAAUUAAAUACAGCAACACACUGGUGUCGGGACUGUGUUGAGGCGUUUUGCAAGGAAUGUUUACGUCUCCAUAAUCUUAUGAAGUUUUUUGCAGAUCAUAAAGUUGUAAAGAUCGACGAUAUAAAAGAGUGUGCCAGUGGAAGCGAGUCUGAUUUGAGAUUAAUUUCUCAUUCGUGUCCGAUUCACAAGUCAAAAAUCUUUGAAGCGUUCUGUUUUAAUCACCAGAAACUAUGCUGCGUUCUUUGUCUAACACUACAACAUAGAGAAUGUGAAACUGUUCAUGCGAUAGAUGAAAUUUAUUAUCUGGACAAAAGUGAUAUAUUGUCAUCACUAGAAUCGGAACUAAUCAAAAUGAAAAGUAAAGUAUAUGAAUUAAAAGAAGCAAGAUGGUUUCACAAGGAACAACUAGAUUUCAUCUUCACAGAAAUUGAAUCAAAUGCGAAACAGCAUGUUUUAUGUUUGCAACAGAAACUAGAUAGUUUAUUGGAUGUAUUUAUAAAGAAACUGAACCUAACCCGUGACGAAGAGAGACUAUCUUCUGAAGAAAAGUUGGAGGCAGUUGAUAAUCUCUCGGGAUAUAUUGAACAAUUACAAAACGUGUCAAAAACGGUUCAAGAUCAGUGCAAUUUAAAUCAAACAUUUAUUUUCUUUGAACAAUCCAAAGCCGAGCUAAAAUCUGUAGUUCGUGACGUAAAAUAUGUAAUCAUUAAAACAUCAGUUAAUAAUGCUGAAUUUACUUUUAGCAAAACACUGGACCAAAUUUCCAGCGUUGAUUCUCUUGGCGAUAUUGAGUUUUCAACAUCUAAUCCGAUCGAUGGUGAUGAAUUUACUAGACAGUUAUAUCCAUCAAAAAGUAUUUUACUUGACAAAAGUAGGCCUCCACUCUGUUAUAAUAACAUUUCAUUUAAACGUAACAAGACUGUUAGUUUAAAAGGCUUUACUAUUUACGGAUGUGUCUUUGUUUCAGAAACCGAAGUUGUUUUAGGCGGAAGUGAGAUAUAUAAGGAUGUCUUAACAGGAAACAUUAAGACUCUUGACAUAUCAACUGGAAAUAUCACAUCCGAAUAUAUUAUUGCGGACAUAGUCAAAAGACUUGCUUAUGAUUUCGAGAGUGCAUCUCUAUUUGUGUCAUGCGAUGGUUCAAAAUUUCACUAUUUGAAGUUAGUCAAUGAUGUCAGAGCACAUGUAAAUCUCGAAAGAAUAACCAAAAGCGUUGGAGGUACAUGUGUAUUUGAAAAUAAUGUGUAUGUAAUUGUCGAAAAAAUCGUGAAAAAAGUAAGCAUCGACACCUUAGAGAACGACGUCAUUCCAGAAACGUGUUUUAAGACUGAUACCGUCUUUACAUUUCUUAACGGACUUGAAAUUGACUGCAAGAAUAAACGUUUACUAUACACAUCUUCAGAUUAUGAGGUAGUGUGUUCGUCAUUAGAGGGUCAUAAAAUCUUUUCUUAUAAAGAUCAUAAUAUGGAAAGUUAUUGUUUAGCCAUCUUUUCACAAGGUGAAAUAUUGAUAGGUGAUAUUAAUGGCUCCGUAUAUCUUUUAUCAAAAGACGGUAAGAAAAAAAGGACUGUUAUCAAGAAAGGCAAAAAGGUGGUCCCAAUUUGGGAUAUCUGUUUAAACAAAUAUAAUACGAGUUCGGUUAUUUGUGGACCUGACUUCAUAGAAGUAUAUGACAUUGUUUCUGCUAAACAAAAGAUAUAACAUUUGAAGACAUUGAUUAAUUUUUGAUUUAACACUUAUUAAUAAUCAAUCAGUGUACUUAUGCAUAGAUUCAUAUAGCGUUAAAAGUUAGAAAAAUGCAGAUAAUUUUGAUAAAUGAUGAUACAAUAAGAUAGAUAGAUAAAGUAGCGUAAUUUCAUUUACAUUUAGUGGAAUAUGUAAUAGGAAAUUAUUUUUAUUUAUAUAUUAAGAAUGAGUGAACACUCUUUAUUUUUAUAAGAAUGCUGUGCGAUUGCACUGUUUUGAAUAUCUGAGGAAGGUGACAACAAAAUAUAGAAAACUCGAAAGAACAGUUUUUAAUUAUAUCGAAAAAAAUACUUUUCCAGUGAAUUUUAGCAAAUUUGUUAAUAGUAUAGUCAUUGACCAGGAGUCUAAAUAAUAUGGCUUUUUUGUUCUUAAGUUACAACAUCUACAACUUGUUAUAUACA
Mytilus trossulus (common blue mussel) is the source of this 2456-nucleotide messenger RNA. RefSeq names its product probable E3 ubiquitin-protein ligase MID2. Gene Ontology annotation, molecular function: zinc ion binding. The coding region runs from base 1 to 2010 and encodes 669 amino acids. NCBI's taxonomy places the organism in Eukaryota, Metazoa, Mollusca, Bivalvia, Mytilida, Mytilidae. The record is from RefSeq and is a predicted model, not a curated record. The transcript has a single exon.